AUGCCAACCUAUCGUGUCUGUCUUGGAGACAACAAUUCGCCACUUGUAUCCCUCUAUAUUCAGCAGUGGGUGGAAACUGGACCGGCAGUAAAUGUUGGGUGGCUGUUGGCCAGAGUCAACCCUCUCUGUCCGCUCGAGAUUCUCUCUCUGGACGUUGCCGAGCAACCGGUUGCCACGGCACCAGCCAAUCAGAUGCUGUCUCUCUCUCCCUCGUCUCUGGAGCUGAUUGAUACUUGUAUCACUGAACUACAGUCACUAUGUAACCACACCUCCUCAUAAUUAUUGUUGUCACUUUCUCUACUGAUUUAAAAUUUAAACUUUGCAAGGGAACGUGGCACAUGCUCAAACACACCACCGUUGAUCUUUUAUCCCAUGUCGAAGUUUUUAUCAUUCUUUGCCAAAGAGCCAGUUACACGGAAUCGAUUUUAAGUUAACCCUUUGGACACGAUAGAACGAGACAACCUAAAAAUAGCAUUAU
This is a messenger RNA of Geodia barretti, 478 nucleotides long. Lineage: Eukaryota; Metazoa; Porifera; Demospongiae; Tetractinellida; Geodiidae. The record is from the annotation of a GenBank genome assembly.